AAGCCGGAAGAGGGUGCAUGAACAUGGGGAAGCAAAAAAAAAAAAAAAACGAGGAAGUAUGCGACCAUGAAGCGAAUGCUGGGUCUCAGAGAUGAGAGACUUAAAGUAAAGGAUAGAUUAAAACCAAAGAAGAAAGAGAAGAAAGAUCCCAGUGCACUCAAAGAAAGAGAAGUCACCCAGCACCCUUCCUGCUUAUUCUUCCAAUAUAAUACACAACUGGGCCCACCGUACCACAUCCUGGUUGAUACCAACUUUAUCAACUUCUCUAUUAAAGCCAAACUGGACCUUGUGCAGUCGAUGAUGGACUGUCUGUAUGCCAAGUGCAUCCCUUGCAUAACUAACUGUGUAAUGGCUGAACUUGAGAAGCUGGGACAGAAGUACCGAGUGGCUCUGAGGAUCGCCAAGGACCCGAGGUUUGAACGCCUGCCUUGCACACACAAAGGCACCUAUGCAGAUGACUGCUUAGUACAGAGAGUAACACAGCACAAGUGCUACAUUGUGGCCACCGUAGACAGAGACCUUAAAAGAAGAAUCCGGAAGAUCCCUGGCGUCCCCAUCAUGUACAUUUCUAACCACAGGUACAACAUUGAGCGGAUGCCAGAUGACUACGGAGUCCCUCGGUUCUAGCAAAAUAAAUUUCCUCUGCCGCCCUUCUUCCAGUUCUGUUACUCAUUCAUUAAACAUGUAACAACAGGCACCAGGUGGUGACACACUUGAUUGAAUGCAUAGUACCAUGCACAAGGACCUGGGUUCAAUUCCUCAGUCCCCACCUGCAGGAGAAAGCUUCACAAGCAGUGAAGCAGUGCUGUGGGCAUCUCUGACUUUCUCUCUAUCCCCCAUCCCUCUCAAUUU
Messenger RNA from Erinaceus europaeus (western European hedgehog), 852 nucleotides. RefSeq names its product rRNA-processing protein FCF1 homolog. The record is from RefSeq and is a predicted model, not a curated record. The transcript has a single exon. Lineage: Eukaryota; Metazoa; Chordata; Mammalia; Eulipotyphla; Erinaceidae. Bases 67 to 627 code for a protein of 186 amino acids. Gene Ontology annotation, cellular component: nucleolus; small-subunit processome.